This is a messenger RNA of Oxyura jamaicensis (ruddy duck), 2639 nucleotides long. RefSeq names its product MINDY lysine 48 deubiquitinase 1 (gene MINDY1). Gene Ontology annotation, molecular function: cysteine-type carboxypeptidase activity; K48-linked deubiquitinase activity; cysteine-type deubiquitinase activity. Bases 1079 to 2515 code for a protein of 478 amino acids. The record is from RefSeq and is a predicted model, not a curated record. Lineage: Eukaryota; Metazoa; Chordata; Aves; Anseriformes; Anatidae. Gene Ontology annotation, biological process: protein K48-linked deubiquitination. Gene Ontology annotation, cellular component: cytosol; cell periphery. The transcript has 9 exons.
GAGAGGCCGUGGGAGGAAACCGGGCACAGGCAGAGCAGCAGGUGGAAAAACCCCGACCAAGCCGGAGCCAGCCCGGAGCAGCCUCGUUCUGUUUGUGUAACCUCUGGGCAGGACAGAAGCGUGUGCGGGGGAAAGCGCUCGGAGCUGCGGCGAUCCUCAGAGACCAGCAGGGAGAGGACUGGAUAAACAAGUUGACAGGACCUUGAAAGGCGCAUUUUCAGAUCUGUCUGGGACUGCCUUUGUUCCGCUGGGCUGGGCUGGGAUUUCAGCAAGCUGACUCUGCUCUAAGUAUGUGAGCUAAGUGGUUCGGUACACAGCUUCGUUUGUUACAGGUUUUUUUUUUCCCUCUUUAAUUGCUAACAGGAGGCAGAUAAAAUACACAUGCCUUCGUUAGUUUUUUAAGUGCAAGUUAGAGGUAUCAUCACCCAGAGUGCGCGCACACGCGUGCAGAGCAGCGACAAUAUUGCAUUUCAUCAGUGGUGAAUGACUGAACCUGAAGCCGGAGGGAGUGGCAGCCCUGUCGCUGUCUGCCUCCACACUGAUCAAUAAGUGACAGACCAAGCGCUGCCGCAGCGUUCCUGAAGUCAUUUAGAAAACCAACAGCACCAAAUCUUCCACAAGAACAUCGAAGUGCCUGAUACAGACUCGCCGAAACGGCUGGGAAGCUCCCUGAAGAGUAAACAGCCUCGGGGAGAAGGACUUGGCCUCUAAGAAACUGGACUUUUUGUAAUCUGCUGUGCAGAGCGCAUCAGAGACUUUGGAGAUGAGCAUUAUUUUUGAUUAUUUAAAUUAAUGUGAAGUGACAGAGAGCAAUCUGAGCUCUGCGAGCUUGGCGAAUGACUUGGACUCGCUACACACAUUUUUCUUGCAAUAACUGAGCUUUGCAUCCUCAGAAAGGAGAGCUUUGGACCGCAGCCCUUACUGGACAGGACUGGGUGCCGUGGUCAGGAGCUUUCCCCUGCCUCCUCGUGGGAUCCCUGGGACUGGUGGGAGCUCCACGGCCAAGCCGCCGCCGUGGGAGGUGGCACCGGGCCCGCGCGCCUCUGCCCAUCGCCGCCGGAUGCUCUGAGCUGGGGGGAUGGAGCUGCAGCCUGAGCAGGGGGAAGUACUCCUCACUACAGGGGACGGUACCCGGUGCCAGGAGACCAACUCCGAGCUCUGCCAGCUCCCUCGUGGUGCGGGAGAGGCUGGUGGAGGGGAGGACGUCCCAGCUGUCAGCCAGGAGAGCCGAGAGGCCGACGGGCGAGGCCAGGCGCUGCAGCCAGGGGAAGAGGAUGUGCUUGGCCCCGGCAACAAGAAGGCCCCCGAAGAACAGCAGGAGAGCGAGGACGGCAAAGUCCAGGACUCCCAGGAGGAGCUGCCUGCCCCAGGGGAGAGUGACACGUCCCCUGGGGGAGCCUCGCAGCCGGCGGGUGAGCCCCCCAGCACCCGCCCUCCUGCCCGGGAGCGGGAGCCCGAGCCCGAUUUCUACUGCGUGAAGUGGAUCACGUGGAAGGGUGAGCGGACGCCCAUCAUCACCCAGAGCGAGAACGGGCCCUGCCCGCUCCUGGCCAUCAUGAACAUCCUCUUCUUGCAGUGGAAGGUGAAGCUGCCCCUGCAGAAGGAGGUGGUCACGUCAGAUGAGCUGAUGGCACAUUUGGGGGACUGCAUCCUAUCCAUCAAACCCCAAGAGAAGUCAGAAGGGCUGCAGCUGAACUUCCAGCAGAACGUCAACGACACCAUGAUGGUCCUCCCCAAGCUCUCGACAGGCCUGGACGUGAACGUACGGUUCACAGGUGUCUCUGACUUCGAGUACACACCUGAGUGCAUAGUCUUCGACCUCCUCAACGUCCCGCUCUACCACGGCUGGCUGGUGGACCCGCAGAGCCCCGAGGUGGUGCAGGCCGUGGGCAAGCUCAGCUACAACCAGCUGGUGGAGAAGAUCAUCACCUGCAAACACUCCUGCGACUCCAACCUGGUGACCGAAGGGCUGAUUGCGGAGCAGUUCCUGGAGUCCACGGCCUCCCAGCUGACGUACCACGGGCUGUGUGAGCUCACGGCUGCUGUGAAGGAGGAGGAGCUGAGCGUCUUUUUUCGCAACAACCACUUCAGCACCAUGAUCAAGCACAAGGGCCACCUCUACCUGCUGGUGACGGAUCAGGGCUUCCUGCAGGAGGAGAGGGUGGUGUGGGAGAGCCUGCACAACGUGGAUGGUGACAGCUGCUUCUGUGACACUGACUUCCACCUCAGCCAUGCCCUGGGCAAGGAGGCGGCUGCUGCGGCCCCCCCAGAGCAGAGGCAGGUGGACCAGGACUACAUGAUCGCCCUGUCCCUGCAGCAGCAGCAGGGACAGGGCCCCUCCACGCUCAGUGACCUUGAGCUGGCCCGCCAGCUGCAGCAGGAGGAGUACCAGCAGCAGCAGCAGCAGCAGCCGCGGCCAGCCCCGGCCCCCGCACAGGGCCGAGCGCAGCCGGGUGGCCGGCCAGCCGUGGAGCGGAGACAGCGGCAGAAGGACUCGGACUGCACCCUCCUGUAGUGCUCAGCGGGACCCCCCCCACCCCGCUCCUGGGGGAGCACCAGCUGGAGCCCCCCUGUCCUGCAAGGAUGGUGCCGGUGUCCCUGGGGACGGCUGGAGGGGGGAAGGGGGGGGAGGACGAGGG